GCUGCCUCUGAUGUUACCCCCCUCAGUUGAAAUUCGCAAUUCCUCAGUAUCUGGGAGGGGGAUAUGGGCGAAGGAGAAAAAAGAAGCAGGCUCUAUUUUGAUAUCUGUUAAACCGCAUAUAUCGGUGCUUUCGAAUCAGUCCUUGCAUACCCACUGUUCAUCGUGUUGUGGUCCUGCUCCGCCGUCAGGCUUGAAAAGAUGCGUUAGGUGCCGUAUGGUGUGGUAUUGUGACGUCAACUGCUCAAGUAAUGAUUGGACCUUGCACAAACUCGAGUGUUCUGCAUUGAAAAAAUGGUCUAGUUCAGCACCUUCCCCUGACGUCGCGAUCCCUAGCGAUGCUGUCCGGUGCCUAGGUCGGAUAUUAUGGAAAAGACGAGCAGAAGGUCCUGAAAGCAUAUGGGCGAAGGAAAUUGACAGCAUGCAGUCACAUAGAGGAUCAUUGCAGCCGUCUGCCUUCGAAAGUCAUACGCACCUUGCGCAUUUUUUAGUUCGUUUUCUUGAUCUCUCCUCUCCCGCGGAGUUAUCUGAGUAUGGCCUGUCAACCGCGGGAGACCUCGUGGAUAUUAUAUCCAAGUUCAUCACCAAUACUUUUACACUUACGUCCUCGUCCUUGAGCGCCCUGGGCGUAUCUGUGUCUCCACUUGUCGCUCUCAUCAAUCAUUCAUGCGAUCCCAAUGCCGUUAUUGUUUAUCCUCGAUGCUCCAACGAACCUUCGACGGAAGAACCGCUCAUGCAGGUUGUUGCUAUCCGAGACAUCGAGGUUGAUGAAGAGAUUUUGACAGCUUAUAUUGAUACUACGCUCCCGCGGUUCUCCAGACAGAAGUUUCUAAAAGAGACCUAUAAUUUUGAUUGCCAAUGCCCCAGUUGUACAAAAUAUUCCGGCGUGGACCCUCGAGAGUCUAUGUGGUGUCCGAAAUCAUGCGGAGGCAAAUGUGCAGUACCUACGGAAGAAAACAGCCUCACUCGAUGUGAAAAAUGUCAGACCCCUGUAACGUCACCGGAUGCUGUUCUUGAUGUACUCCGUGUAGGACAAGAGGCACUUGACAAAGCAGUAGCACUCCGAUCUAGAGACUUUAACAAGGCCAAGCAGCUGACGACCAACAUGAUUCCAAUUCUAACAUCCGCGGGCUUGACACCUGCCUGUCACCCGCUAUUGGCUCUGAACGAGCUUCAUCAAUCCCUCUUAGUGUCUGCCUUCUCCUCCAAUCUCACUCAAAGUGUCCUUGAUGAUAGUGUUAGAGCAGCUGCGAAGUAUUCAGCAGGGUUGUCAUAUGUUCUCCGCGAAGGGCACCCCGUUCGUGGAGUAGCUCUCGCCGAUUUGGGCAAGUUGUUGGCUGUCGAUGAACCUGAGCCUUCCACCUCAAAUUCUUCCGGCAGAGACGCCGUAUUCCCACCAUCAGGUCCCCGUCGCCUGAAGUUAGCGCUGGAGACCCUAAAACAAGCGAGGACGGAGUUAUACAUAGGUUUUGGUCGUAAAAAUGAGGGCGGUGAAGUUGGGAAAUCUAUCAGAGAGACUGUUGUUUCUCUUGAAAGGGAAUUGGGAGUAUGGAGUCAAGGUGUACGUAAUGUCCUCGAGGAUAUGCCAAAACCUCUGAAGAGUUAAGCUUGAACGUGUUGAUUUUUGUAUGGACCGCCCUAUGUCCAACUUUAGGACAAAGAGAGCUGGGCUCUCGUUGAGACUGAUCUGUACCUCUCUUUCUACAGUUGCAGUAGUUCAUUCAAACAAAUGAGCUCACUAGUGAAGACAUAACACCACGACAUGGUCAUGAUCAUGAUGUCACCAGGCGCUCGACACGGCUGUUCUGUUUCCAGGCACGAUUGAAUAAUUAAAUUCAGCUAGUCAUUGGUAUAACCCCUCUGUGCAUUUCCCAGAUCGAACAGACCCACAGAUAGAACAUUUUUCGAUUACUCCACCGUUCUGCUCAUGGUUCUGGCAAGACCAAAACUCAUGUUCAGUUUCUUCCCACAAAGUGACAUGUCCAGAGCGGAUCGCUCCCCUGUCAAUCACGGACUUAUUAAUCACGUAUUAGAAGUAGUGUUGUUCAGUCCGAUGAAAAUCAACAUCUCUGGCAGCGGUGUUUACAUUC
Messenger RNA from Serpula lacrymans var. lacrymans S7.9, 2087 nucleotides. RefSeq lists its product as uncharacterized. Lineage: Eukaryota; Fungi; Basidiomycota; Agaricomycetes; Boletales; Serpulaceae. The transcript has 11 exons. Gene Ontology annotation, cellular component: nucleus. Gene Ontology annotation, molecular function: protein binding. The coding region runs from base 11 to 1603 and encodes 530 amino acids. The record is from RefSeq and is a predicted model, not a curated record.